AUGUAUGCCGAGUUUGCUGUGCCCUGGAAGCGCGGUGUGAUCCUGCACGGUGUUCCUGGCAAUGGCAAGACGGUGAGUGUCAAGGCACUCAUGGCUUCGCUGUACGGCCGCUCUCAUCCCAUUCCCUCGCUAUACGUUCAGUCUUUCAAGACAAUUUGUCAGACGCAGCAGUAUGCUAUCAGACAGAUCUUCCAGAAAGCGAGGAGUGUGGCGCCUGGUUUGCUGAUCUUUGAGGACUCGGAUUCGUUCGUCGGCGACGACAUUCACUCCUACUUCUUGAACGAGGUUGAUGGACUCAAAGGGAUCAACAUGAGUGAGAGAGGUGUGGCGGCUGGGUAG
Messenger RNA from Ascochyta rabiei, 339 nucleotides. RefSeq lists its product as uncharacterized. NCBI's taxonomy places the organism in Eukaryota, Fungi, Ascomycota, Dothideomycetes, Pleosporales, Didymellaceae. Bases 1 to 339 code for a protein of 112 amino acids. The transcript has a single exon. The record is from RefSeq and is a predicted model, not a curated record. Gene Ontology annotation, molecular function: ATP binding; ATP hydrolysis activity.